AUGUUGGCCCUUCAGGUUCUCUGGCGCGCUCUGAGCCGGGAGUUCCGAGCGUGGCUCUCCGACGUGACUCAUGUUCAGCUGGAGCCGACCAUCGACCUGUCCUGCGCCCGCUACGAAUACACAGAACAGGAGUUUGACAAGCUGCUAAACUGUAGUGAAAUUUGUGUAUGUGCAGAUGUCCUGCUGUGCCACGAUGAUGAGCUGGAAGGUCGGAGAAUUGCCUUCAUCCUCUACCUGGUGCCGCCGUGGGAGAAGAGUGAUGGAGGAACCCUGGACUUGUACAGCACCGAUGAACAUUUUCAGCCACAGCAAAUUGUCAAGUCAUUAGUGCCUUCGUGGAACAUGCUGGCUUUCUUUGAAGUGUCUCCAGUCUCCUUCCACCAGGUAUCAGAAGUUCUGUCUGAGGAGAAGUGCCGCUUGUCAGUGAGUGGCUGGUUUCACGGCCCAUCCAUAGAGAGACCUCCACGCUAUAUCGAAGCGCCUUUGCCAAGGAGUCCACACAUCCCUUACGAUCAAGAAAUCUUGUAUGAGUGGAUCAAUCUGGUUUAUCUGGACAUGGACUCCCAAGCUCAAAUCCAGGAGGAGUUUGAGGAGCGCUCAGAAAUUCUCCUGAAGGAUUUUCUUAAGAAAGAGAAAUUCCAACUACUGUGUGAAGCUCUGGAGAAAGAUGACAUCCAGUGGAGUAGCCGAGGGCCCCCCAAUAAGAGAUUGUAUGAGACUGCAGAGGAAGAGAGUCUCCCUGACAUCCUGAAGAACUUCCUGCAGCUGUUACGCUCUGAGGCCAUGUUUCUGCUGCUUUCUAACUUCACUGGCCUAAAGCUGCACUUCCUGGCUCCCUCUGAUGAGGAUGAAGAUGCAGGGGAAGGAAGGGCUGCAGACACUGCUGGACACAGCACUCCCAAACCUCAGCAAGAAGAGGCUGAACAACAGGCUGGCAGUAAUGCCCAUCAACAAGAGCAGCCUGACAACGUCCCUGACGUGCAAGAGGGCGAGACGCAGAAUGGUUCAGGUGCCCCAGUGUGUGCAGGGGAGGUGAGACGCUGGACCCAUGGGCACUAUACUUUAGUCCACGACACCCAGGCAACAGAAUUUGCUCUGGACCUGCUCUUUUUCUGUGGGUGUGAAGACUGGGAUCCAGAAUAUGGUGGCUUUACAUCCUAUAUUGCUAAAGGUGAAGAUGAAGAGCUAUUGACUGUGAAUCCAGAGAACAACUGCUUGGCCUUGGUUUAUAGAGACGAAGAAACAAUGAAGUUUGUGAAAUACAUCAAUCACCGUAGCUUGGCACGUCUGAAAAAGCAUCCAAAGAGAACAGCAUUUUGGGACUUUUCUUUUGUCUAUUAUGAGUGAUGAUGCAGAGCGUCACCAUCCUCACACAAAGUCACUCUGAUGGCAGUACUGGGUUUUGGAAGGGUUCCCAGCCAAA
Molecule: messenger RNA, 1423 nt
Organism: Tinamus guttatus (white-throated tinamou)
Lineage: Eukaryota; Metazoa; Chordata; Aves; Tinamiformes; Tinamidae
Source: RefSeq, a predicted model, not a curated record